Lytechinus pictus (painted urchin) is the source of this 9352-nucleotide messenger RNA. Its product is annotated as tyrosine-protein phosphatase non-receptor type 23-like. Gene Ontology annotation, molecular function: protein binding; protein tyrosine phosphatase activity. The record is from RefSeq and is a predicted model, not a curated record. Lineage: Eukaryota; Metazoa; Echinodermata; Echinoidea; Temnopleuroida; Toxopneustidae. Gene Ontology annotation, cellular component: endosome. The transcript has 23 exons. Gene Ontology annotation, biological process: protein dephosphorylation; early endosome to late endosome transport; protein transport to vacuole involved in ubiquitin-dependent protein catabolic process via the multivesicular body sorting pathway. The coding region runs from base 31 to 7122 and encodes 2363 amino acids.
CAUUUUCAACAAAAAUACACAAUACUAAACAUGGAGGCUAUUCCUCGGAUGUUAAUGCUCAGUAUUGAGCUAAAAGAAAGUGCUGAAAGAGUAGAAUUCGGACAUGAAAUUAAACAGCACAUAUCCCAGCAUUAUAUGGAAGAUGUUUCAAAAUAUAAUGAAGAAAUCAGACAGCUAGACCAACUGCGAACUAAUGCUUGUAAUGUAACAAGAGACUUUAAUGGCAUCAGCACGCUCAAGAAAUAUUAUGGUCAGCUACAUCUCCUCUCUAGUCGAUUUCCGUCUGAUGCUUUCACAUUCUCAUGGAUUGAUACAUUUGAUGAGGAACCCUACACACAUACAGACAUCCUAUUUGAGCAGUCAUGCAUCCUGUUCAACCUAGGAACCCUACAUUCCAUCUUGGGAGCUAUUGAGUCACGUGCUUCAGAAGAGGAGAUGAAGGUAGCAUGUACCCACUUCCAGUGUGCAGCUGGGGCUUUCAGCUACCUCAAGGAUAACUUUCAGUGUGACAUGAGCCCUGAUAUCUCAUUUGAGCUCAUGAACAUGUACAUCAACACAAUGCUGGGUCAAGCCCAGGAGUGCCUGUUGGAGAAGUCAAUGCAGGACAACCGGAAGAGUUCCUUGGUGGCCCGUAUCAGCAUGCAGGUUGUGGAGUAUUACAAGCAGGCACUGAAGGGACUUGAUGAUUCUAAUAUCAGUAGUCUGAUGGGAUCUAGGAGGAAUAAAUGGUGGAAGAAGACACUGCAGAUCAAGGUUCAUCACUUCACCAGCAUUGCUUAUAUGUUCAUGAGUAACCAGGCUGAAGAACAGCAGAAGUAUGGGGAGAGGGUUGCAUACCUGACAUACGCACAAACCAAACACAAUGAAGCUGUCAAGAUGAGCAAGGGUCAACCAGAAAGCAUUACGGAGGCCCUCAACUUUGCCAAGGAUGUUGUGAUUGGAAAGUUCCAGUCUGCCACGAAAGACAAUGAAUUUGUAUAUCAUGACAGUGUGCCUACUUUUGAGAGCCUUCCUGAAAUCAAAGGUGCAUCAUUGGUUAAAGCUCUAACAUUCCAACCGUAUGAUGAAGCAGUAGCAGGACCGGAUAUCUUCAGGAAGCUUGUUCCCAUGGAAGCUCAUGAGGCAUCGUCCCUAUACAGUGAGGAGAAGGCAAAACUGCUAAGGAGAGUGGUGGAUGAAAUUGAAGAUAAGAAUAAGAGAUUAGAUCAAUAUUUGUCUGCAGUCCAGCUAGAACAACUGAAGCUGCCAGGGAGUGACCCGGAAGUACUUCCACAGGUCCUACUGGAGGUGUGUGCUGCCCUCAGUGUCAAGACUGAGCCAAUUAAGACGCUAGUCACCUCCAUGCAAGAGCUGUCAGGUGUGGUCAUGGAUGUAGAUUCGUCAUUGAAAGAAAUUGAACAACUCCUUGAAGAGGAAGAAAAACAAGAGGCAGAGUUUCAGAAGGAGUUUGGGACAAAGAGUGCCAAGUCUUUGGGAGAAAUGAAGAAAGAUCUGACAAAAUGUAGGGAGCUCCAUGCCACAGCUAGCCAGUCCAAUGCGGAGCUCCACAAGGCUAUGCAAACCCACAUGGAGAACAUCAAGCUCCUGGCUUCUCCUGUAGAGACCCUCCAGGCAACCCUUCCGUCUGCUAAGGAAGCAAGAAAUGAGGAGGAUGAUGAGGCAGAGAAAAAGAUGCAGAAACUUGUCGCUAAGGUAGACGAGAUGAAGACUCAGAGGCAGACCUUAGAACAGCAGCUUAGAGAUAACAUACGAGAUGAUGAUGUAACAGGAGGCAUUGUAACAAGGACCAAAGGAAGCAUGCAGGAGUUUUUCCAGAAUGAAUUGAAGAAACACGAGACCCUGAUCACCUACCUUGAACAGAAUCUAUCUGCCCAAGACAACAUCCUCAAGGCAAUGACUGAAGCCAAUGCUGCCUAUGCUGAAAGACGCAAGAUGGUAACUGGUAUUGCUUCAAAGCGUGAGGAGAAGAUUGGAGAACUCAUCAGCUCUUACACUGUAUACGAUGAUCUAAUUGAGAAAUCAAACAAGGGCAUUGGCUUCUAUAAGAAACUGGAAGGGACUGUGACCAAACUUCUCAACAAGACCAAAGGAGUUGUGAAAGCAAACCAUGCAGAGAGACAGGAGAAGAUAAAAAAGAAAUAUCCACCUCAAAGACCAGCUGCCCCUAAACCAACCCCAUCUGUAGCUGGUUACCCAGGGCUAAGUAUGGAAGGUUUACAGAUUGGUCCAAAUGGAUUGGUAAUAGCUGGACCUCUAGGCCCCACAGAACCAGCGCCUGUUUCUUCUGCACCACAAGGACCUAAACUUUCAGAUUACUGGAAGCCCAAAUCAGGAAGGACAGCCAAACCGUCUGCAUCACAACCUCCACCGAGCCAGCCUCAUGUGUUUCCAGGAAUGCCUGCUUCUGCUUCACCAGCAGUGUCCAUGCAAGGACCUAGUCAGGUACCUUACUCUCAAGCUAUGGUACCUGGAGUUUCAUCAGCUGGAAAACCUGGUGCUCAACCACUACCAGCCAGUGUUGCAGUUGUACCACCCCAGGUCAGCAUGGCUCAGCCACGGGUACCUGUACAACAGCAGUAUGGCAGUCCGGGUGGUCAGGGGGCACGACCAGUGGCAGCAGUGCCACCAUCAAAUGUUGGGCAACCUGUUCCCACAGGACAUCCUCAGUCAGGUUUUCCUCCACCAUCCCAGAAUUUGCCUCAAGGGGUUCGAAUGCCAUCUCAGAACAUCUCACAGAGCCCUCAUGCAUCUCCUGUUCACCAAAGUAGGGUACCACAGCACCCAGCAACAUCUAUGACCAGAGAGGAUAGUUUUUCAAGUAGCUCAAGGCAAAGUCCUAUUCAUGUUCCCCAACAAGGUCCUGGAGGUGUGCAAGUCCAACCUGGUCAAACUAAUCAGCAAUCACAGAUGCCUGUUGCUCAUCAGCCCGGUGCUGUUCAUCCAAAUUUUCCUGUGCAAAGUCAGAAUUACAGCCAACAGCAAGUUGGACCUAACCAAGUUAUGAUGCCCCCUGGUGUCCAGCAAGUACCUCAGCUAGCCCAGAGUCCGCACCAACCAGCUCAUUUUCCUGCACACCAGGUUGUGAGUUCAGGACAACAAAUUCCAUCAUCUGCUCCUUCCCAUUCCCAACAGCAAGCAGUUGUGCCUCAGUCUUUUCAACCUCCUGUGCAGCCUCCUGCAUAUGGCUCCGAACAGCAUGCAAGAGCCAAGGCUGCAAGUAUGGGGAUGUCAUCAGCUCCUACACAGCCGGGAGUACCACCACAGGGGACCCCUCCUUCGUCUUACUCUUCAGCUCAUUUGCCAAGUGCAACCAACACCACUCCCAGCCACAUGCCUGUAAAUUCUGCCCCCAAUCAGAUACCGAACCAACAACAGCAACAAAUCACACCAGGAAAUAUCCCGCCUUCUCAGGGGGGACAACCUGUCCAAAAUAGAGCUCUUCAACCAGGAGCAUCUAUGAUCAACAACCAAAAAAUCAGUAACAUUCAAAUGCCAUCUCAGGUUGGUAUGCCACAGCAUCAGCCAACAUUACAACAUGGUCAACAAGGAGCACAUUUGCAGCAGCAACAGCAGCAGCAUUAUAGUCAGCAACUACCCAAUUCUGGGGCAAGGUCAGUAGUCCCAGACACUCAAAUGAUACCACCAUCAUCAGGAACUGGUCUAAUUCCACAACAGCAAGGGAACUCUCAAGUGAUUAGACCUCAUCAACAGCAGUUUCCUCAGCAACCAAAAUUCCAAUCCCAGGCAUCCCAGCCUCAGCAAUUCAACACACCACAGACCUAUUCUCAAACAGGGAACAACGUCCAGCCUACUCAGCAGUAUCAUCCACAAUCUGCUGCUUCUCAUCAACAAGGGCAGCAAAUAGCACUACAACAGCAGCAACCACAAAAAGGUAUUGUUCCACAACAAGGCAUUGUUCCACAAGAACCACAAGUAAACCCUGUACAUCAAGUUCCAACAACUCAUCAACAGAAGUUCUCAGCAAGUAACCAACAUCCUCAGCAAGGAUUUGUUCCCCAACAACAUCCCAGUCAAGUUCCAAUAUCUCAGCAGAGCGCUGCAAAUGUUCAGGUGCCACACCAACAAGUCUACCACCAAGGCUAUAAUCAGGGUCAACAGCAACAGAUAAACCAACCAGGACAACAACCUCAAAACCAACAAGGACAACAUUUAAACCAACCAGGACAACAGCCUGGAAAUCAACCAGCACAGCAGCCUCAAGGGUAUCAGCAACCAUCAGGUGGCACACCUUAUCAGUCUUCUCCCAGCAAACAUGUGCCUUCUGGUCCACAGGGUGGUACGCCGCAUAUUGCAAACAAUGUAAGUGGACAACAGGUAGCUAGUUCCAUACCACACCAGGUUCCUGUUAGACCUGCCUUGAAUCAGCAGAAUCAACAAAUGCCGCACCAGCCUCAUCACCAGCAGUUCAAUCAACAAAUGAAAAUGCAGCAACCGCAACAGAACCAACAUCGUCCACAAAUGCAGCAGCAAUAUCCUCAACAACAACAGCAGCAGCAGUAUCCUGCGCAGCAACAGCAACAAAAACCUGCACCACAUCAACAACAUCCUCCAACACACCAACAGCAACCACCUACACAGCAGCAGCAACCACCUACACAGCAGCAUCACCAUCCCAACCAGCAGCAAUAUUUUCCACAGCAGCAGCAACAUCUGUCUAAUCAACAACAGCCACAGUAUCCUCAGCAACUUCAGAGCCAGCAAAAAAAUUAUCAGCAGCAACCAAUUCCUCAACAACAACAAAGUCUGCAGCCAAUGCAGCAACCUAGACCACCAGCACACAACUCUAAUAUUGUGUCUCAGACCAACAUCAGACCACCACUCCAGCAAAAUCCUCAGCAGUUGCAGCAACUGUUGCAACCAAUGAGUUCAGUGCAGCAGAUAACCCAACAACAAAGCUUUGAACAGCAAAGACUACCCCAGCCAGUGUUACAGCCCAUGAAAGCCGGUGCAAAGCCUGCAACUGAUCUUCUAUCAACAAGCCCGGACAGGCAAAAUCAACCUCUUAAGGAUGUGCUUGCACCACAAAGUGUUGCAUCAACCGCAGAGGUGCAAUCAGAAGCUACACAACCUGCCACAGAUCCAAAUUCAAAUGUCUCUGUUCUUGCCAGCAUUGAAGUGCAGCCACAAAGCACUCCACAAAGUCAACCACUGCCCACUUCAACCCCCAGUGCAAGUCGAACUACAGGUCCUUCAUCCACCAUGGAUAUACUGGCAGAAUUGAAGCUUCAGCCUGCUCUUUCAAGCCCUCCAGUCAUCACCUCUACACCAUCUUCAGUGAGCAACCUCAGACAACCACUACCACAAGGAGUGACAAAGACCCCAGACUCUACAACACAGCAACCAGUGUUAGCCAAGAUGCCCGGUGAUAAGAAUCCAUAUGCUGAUAAGGAAUCUCUGGAGAAGUUUGUGGAGGAGGUGGAAAGACUGGAUAAAUAUGUAGAGGGAUUGAAUCGCAAGAUGCUCAGUGGACCUACUGUCAUUGAAAGAUUGUGGAAGGAUCUGACUGAUUAUCAGGACCGAGAGACACGUCAGUUUUCCAUUGCCAUCGCUCGUUGUUACUCUGUAAAGAACAGACAUCCAGACAUCAUGCCUUAUGACCAUAACAGGGUGUGUCUUCGAGGCACCAGGGAUGACUACAUCAAUGCUAGUUUUGUCAAAGAUGUUGUUGCAACCAGUCCUUGUUUCAUAGCAACCCAAGCCCCUCUUCAACCAUCCCUGAGUGAUUUCUGGUUGAUGGUGUAUGAGCAGCAGGCUUCACUCAUUGUCAUGCUGCUCUCAAAACCAACUACAGGAAAGGGUUCAACAAGCUUCAUCGGCUAUUGGCCAGAGGAUAAAGGUCCUGCCCAGAAAUUUGGUGACAUCUCUAUCAGCUUACAAUCAAAGCGAACAACAGACUACCAUGUAGAGAGGAUUAUCCAUCUAACCCAUCUACCCACUAGACAGAUGAGAACCAUCACACACCUACAGUUCACUGCCUGGCCUGAGUUUGGAGUUCCAAGUAGCCCUGGAGUACUGCUGCAGUUCAUUGAUGAAGUCCAGAGUUACCAUUCUCAACAACGCAAGACACAGAUCCCCAUUGUGGUUCAUUGCAGUGCUGGUAUUGACAGAACUGGUGUCUUCUGUUUAGUCUACACUGCUGCUCGGGAAAUCAACGAAGGCCACGGGAUCACUGAUAUACCCCAGAUAGUCAAGAAGCUACGACUACAGAGGAAAUGGAUGGUGACAGAGAAGGAACAACUCAAGUUUAGCUAUGAUGCCAUUCUGUGUUAUGCUCAUCAUGCUCUGGCAAAACGUGGAGUAGCUACAAAGAGUGUAGCAGCUGCCUCUCCCCUUGACGCCAAACUUGCACCCUCGAGGCUCAACUCUUUUGAUGUUAUCAUGGGAACAGACAAUGUAGACACCCUCAUCUCUCGCAUCUCCAAGUUUAGUGUCAAGCCCAACCAGCCUCCCGCUGCUGAAACAGUACAGGAAGAGGUUGUCCCAACUGAGGGUGUUGAAGUAGAGAAUGCAGCACCUGCAAGGUCCAAUGAACAAGAUGGUAAUGACCAGCAGGAGACAAGGGACAAGGUGGAUGGAGACAUAGUAUUCCAGGGUAUCCCAGACCAGAUUACAGGAGACAGCCUCCAGGAUCCUUCUAGUAACUCCACCCAAGGCUUGCUCAGUAACACGGGCAGCAGUACUCCAUCAGGGAUCAGUUCCUUCACGUCCUCUCCGGCCCAUUCUGGCCACAAGCCAAAAUCCCUUGACCAGCUUCAGGCCAAUAACCUUGAGGUCUUCUCCCAAACGCUGCAGAACUUUGUAGCACCGGAUGUUGUUGAAUCCAGCACCAAACAGGACACAGGGGACAACAUUUCGGAAGGAUCCGGAUCAAUGGAAGGACCAAGUUCGUCGCUUCCGUCCAUCUUGGCCGAUCUUACCCCUCAGAACUUCUCCAUGAAGGAGAAAGGUCAGACCAAACAGAAGGUGUCCAAGGCUGAUUUCUUGGAAGGGAAGGGAGGGCUCAAGGACAGCAUUGACAAGUCUGAUCCUGAUGAUCCCUUCAGUGGCCUGGAUCCUAUGUGGUCAAUGAAGAGCAAAAGCUCAGAACCAAAACAGUCGUGAUCCUGUCAAAUAAACUGUUGCAAUAUAAAAGGCAAUCGUCUCAAAGUGUUGUAUUUAUGUUAUUUAAUUAGCAAAUGCAUGCGAUUGCUAUGCUUACAUAUUGAAACUGGAAUAUCUGUAACCAAAUGUCACUGCUCAUUUUUGUAAUGUUCAUCUUUUUAGUAUAAAACCAUCAUCUUUUUUGUCAAUAAAGGCUUGUUCAGACUUAGCACAACAAAGCUUAGCAGAAUUUAUGUGUACAAAAUCAGUUGGAAAUGAGGUACCCUCAAAUGUUUCAUCUGUAGGCAAAUUAUGGCAGAAUAAUUUUCUGUGUUGAGUCGGCCAGAUAUUGUGACAUUAUUUAAAAUGACUACUGUAACAAUGAAAGACCAAUGAUUUAGACACCGUCAAAAUGAGGGUCAUUAUGAUGUCAUGAGUUAGUCUGCAUAACUUCAGACUUUUUUGAAGACUUGAAGUGUAUAAUUCAUGUUUACUAGAAUGGUUUGGGCGAUGUCUCACUGCGUCUGAACAUUGUGAAAACUGUUGCUCAGCUUUUACACAUCGUAGGUGAAUGAAAUUUUUCUUAUUACAACUCACACAUGGCAUUAAGUAGGAAUUUCAUUUGCUUGCAUUGUCACUGAUGAUAUUUUUUUUCUAAUUAAUAAAAUGUGAUGGAUCUCACAUUUAAACUGCCAAAUUAUAUAUUCAAGAGAAAGCAAUUUUAUUAUACACUGUCUAGAUAGAUUGCAUAUCUAUGCUGUUAUCUUAGCAUCAAGUGAAAUUGAAAUAAAAAAUAAAAAUUGAAAGAGCAAAAUUUACAUCGAAGCCACUAUAUUGGCCGUGAAAUAUUGAGAAAACAAACCUAUUGGUAAAAGGUUUCAUGAUAUUCAUGUGCUGAAAGGUAUAUACUGGAAGCUUAUAUUUAUGGAUGAUAUAUCAAGGUAAACCUUAUUUUUGUAUUAUUUACUCUCAGUGAAGUUUUUUCAUAUGGCAAGUGUAUUAACCUGUAACUUUGCUUGCCUGAAUUAUCACCCUAAAUUGCAAGAAAGUUCACUGUAGGCAUAAAUUUACAUGUGCAGGUAUUAAGAUUAUUUUCCACUAGACCUUCAUCCAUUGAGAUCAAAGAGGACCAGCUAGUCAACCUGGGUGUAGAUGGGUGGGUUGAGCUCUAAGGGUGAGCAUUGCCCAGUUGGCUUGUCAGACCAAUCCAUGCCCGGAAGGUUCUGACACAGUUUGGAUUGGAUGGUAGUAGCUGUCGGGGACUUGAUGGCACUGCUUCUACCCAACUGCAGUGAUUCUGUCUGCCUCAUAUGAAUUGGCCUUCGUGGACCGCUGAAAGCAACUUUGUUCUGUCCACUGCAGUCAGCUCCCAACUGUCAGGCCUAUGUUACAGGCCGUCUUUGAAGUGCUAACCAUGUUUUAUUUUCACCGUGCAGUGGUUUAUUGGGAAGGAGGUGGAGCAAACGGUAGGGUGAUAUAUUACAUGACUGUAGAAAUAUGCUGUAUGUCAACAUUCAUAUUUUUGUUUCUUCUGCCAUCAAUUUAGGAGAUACAUUUAUCGUAAGGUAUAUGCUGGCUCAAAUCAUAGUUGCUUUAGUAGGGGUAUAUGCAAUUUUAGUGUAGAUAUUGUUCAUCCAUAGUUCUAAAAUGUAGCAAUUGUUCAUCGCUUCUAUUUAUAGUAAUUGCUGGGAUGAUUGGUAUGGGGGGGGGGGGUAGGGGAUAUAUGUAAACAGGGCUUUGUACUUGGUAAAUGAAAUUGUUUAUUGCAGGCUUUCUGUCUAGGUUGGAUAGGGUUUUUAUUUCUUGUUGCACAUGCUGUGCACCAAGGGACUUUUUUUACAUAAACUUCACUAUCCAGUUUGUUAAUGAAUAUCUAUAGAUAGAGUACCGAAGUGAUGUCACAAAACUCUUUUUGCGUUUCAGCGUUUUUGAUACCAUAUUUUGGUAGAGCAUGAUGAAAAAUCCUACCUAAAUUUUGUGGGAAUCUGUCCAUGGGGGCCUUAGAUCUGACCUCAUAAAUACAUCGACUUCAGUGGGGCUAAUUAUUUAUUCAUGAGGUCAUUUUUUUGGGGGCCCCAUGGACCGAUUCCCACCAAAUUUUGGUUGUGCUGGUUUUUCAUCAUGCUUACCAAGGUAUGGUAUAAAAAACAUUCACAUGCAAAAAUGGAAAUUUGAUGACGUCACACUUCUCUCAAAAUGCACUCGAGAUUAAGUGAAGUGUUCCAUACUGUACAGACUUUAUGCGUUUCAA